Molecule: messenger RNA, 1151 nt
Organism: Purpureocillium takamizusanense
Lineage: Eukaryota; Fungi; Ascomycota; Sordariomycetes; Hypocreales; Ophiocordycipitaceae
Exons: 3
Coding region: 127-1008 (293 amino acids)
Source: RefSeq, a predicted model, not a curated record
GUACUAGGUAGUUAGUUACGAAGUACGUACCUACCUGAGACAGCCCUGCAGUCCGUCGUCCGCCCCGCCCGCCCGUUGCUGGCCUUUACCGCCUGCCUCGUGGCCCUGAAGUUUGACACCAACGACAUGUCCCAUACCAAACCAAACCAAACCAAACCACACAGGCAGGCCAUACUGUGUGAGAGCGACAAACUCCGCUUACUUCGCCCCUCGGCCAGCCAACAACACCAACAACAACAACAACAACAGCGCAUGGCGGCGUCCAUCGAUAUACGUGCUUACACGCGCUUGCCACGCAAGCUUGCUCUUUUGCUGAAGCAACUUUCUUCAAGGUUAGCGCGGCCCGUCCUGCUCAAACAAGGCACACCGGACUCCCGCUUCAAACGCGUCCAUCCGCCGAGCGACGCAACGCGAUAUCAGCGAUGCCAGCAACUGACUGACCCGAGGAGCCUUUCUGUCCACGUCGUUGGACACAUGGACAAGGGCCAGAACGUCAGCAGCCCCCCCCCCCCGGCAUUGACCUCGCAGGCGGCUCUGUCAUGUACGUACGGUACCAUACUUCAUACAUGUGUAACUAUCAGGAGGUCCCGCCGCGUCGGGUCGCCUCCUCCUCCUCCACACCACAGGUGCGAGUCCCGAACUCACGGGAGAGCGUACCAAGUGCAGGCUGUGUGUAGGUGGGUAUUCGGUUCCCACUGCUGCUGGCUCGGUAUGUACAGUAUGUUUGCUCCUCUUGGCUUCGAGCGCAACCCCCAGCCCACGGCUCACCGCCGCGUCGACGAGCCACGCGAGCGAGGCCCCCCGUUCCCCCUCUCCCUCCCCCCCUCUCCUUCUGCCUUCCGCCUCGACGGAUAUUCCCGGGAGGGAUGCUGCGUUCAGAUGCGACCAACAGCGCAUGCAUGCAUCCCCAUUGUUGGGAUACGGUGCGUACGUAUGCCGGUAAAGAAGACGAUGGCGACGGCGCUCCUGCCUCUGCAAAAUAGUAGAAGUCGACAUGGCCCGCGGUAGACGCCAUUAUUUGCCAUUGUUGAGACUCUGACAAAGUACGAGGGAACUAAACCAACCAGCGCGACGCACUGUGAGAAACCCCCAUCCUUGUUGACGGGACAGAAACCAUUUUUUUUGGAAUAAAACUCAAAUCUACUACAUAC